AUGCUGCAACAACUGAUUGGGUCCAAUGGAAAAAUGCAAGAGAAAGUCGAAGCACAUGGCUCAGCGAUAAAAGGCAUUGAGAUUCAAUUAGGGCAGCUAUGUAUGGCUCUGAAUAAUCGUCCCCAAGGGACGUUACCUGCAGAUACACAUGUCAAUCCAAAAGAGCAGGGCCCGAAACAACUUAUAGCGGUGAGUCUAAGAAAUGGUGGAGAUCUUGAUCUAGAGCAAGAAAUUGCUCGCGAAAGCCGGCCAAUUGAGAUACUUGUGCCAGUACCAAUUGAGGUAGAUGAUUCAACAGGAUUAAUAGAGGUGACAGUACAACAUGCACCAGCAGAAACAAGAAAAGAAAAAGAGGUUGUGAAGAAGACUGAGUUAGUGCAAGAGAAGGCAUUAGAAACAGUGCCCGAGCAGGAUCAAACCCAAAUCACAGGACUCAAGCGACCUCCAGCACCCUUCCCACAGAGAUUGGCCAAAUAUCAGAAGGAUGAGCAGUAUAAGAAAUUCAUGGAGAUGUUAAAGCAAAUCCAGACAUGUAGUGCUGUCGUGACGAGACCCAUAGCUGAGAAAUUGUCCAGCCCAGGGAGUUUCACAAUCCCAUGCACAAUAGGCAACUAUGCUUUUGCUGAAGCAUUAUGUGAUUUGGGGGCGAGCAUAAACUUGAUGCCCUUGACUAUCUAUAAAAGGUUUGGCAUUGGAAAAACAAGACCCACAUCCAUGUUACUACAACUAGCCGAGCGAACGGUGAAGAGAGCAUCAGGUAUACUUGAUGAUGUACUGGUGCAGGUUGGAAAGUUUGUGUUUCCAGCAGAUUUUGUCAUUCUGGACUACAGGGUUGACGAGGAGAUUCCAAUAAUUUUGGGAAGGCCAUUCUUAGACACUGGGAGAGCUCUAAUUCAUUGUGAAAUUGGGGAGCUAAAGAUGAGACUGAACGAAAAAAGAGUUAACGUUCAAUAUGUAGAAGUAUAUGCGGCAACCCAGUGA
Nicotiana attenuata is the source of this 981-nucleotide messenger RNA. RefSeq lists its product as uncharacterized. The transcript has 2 exons. The record is from RefSeq and is a predicted model, not a curated record. Bases 1 to 981 code for a protein of 326 amino acids. Lineage: Eukaryota; Viridiplantae; Streptophyta; Magnoliopsida; Solanales; Solanaceae.